Molecule: messenger RNA, 1360 nt
Organism: Mucor mucedo
Lineage: Eukaryota; Fungi; Mucoromycota; Mucoromycetes; Mucorales; Mucoraceae
Exons: 6
Coding region: 173-1360 (395 amino acids)
Biological process (GO): regulation of telomere maintenance via telomerase; telomere capping
Cellular component (GO): nuclear telomere cap complex
Molecular function (GO): telomerase inhibitor activity; G-rich strand telomeric DNA binding
Source: RefSeq, a predicted model, not a curated record
GUUAAAACCAACAAUGUUUGGACAAUAAUACCUCGACCUUUUGAAGGAGAAUAACAUAAAUAAUUUAAGAUAUUUUGCUAAACAAGAAUACGCCCCACGCGAUAGCGUAGGAUACGCAGUAAUCUUGUCCAAAAAGGACAUUCGAACUAGCAACAAUCCUCAGAAAGACCAUAUGUUGACCUGUUAUAUUAGCGACCCUUCUUUGGAAUCAGGCACUUGCUGUUUAAAUAUAUUCAGUAAAAGCUUUGAGACACUUGAGGCUUUUCGAGAGAAUCGAAUAGUGAAAAUGACAAACUUUUAUGUAAAGGAAUUUAAUAAUAAUCCACAAAUUACUCUCAAUUCCUUCUCCAAAUAUGCUCUUUUCACUGCUACAGAAAUCAGACAAAUCGAACUCGUCAAUAUGAAUCUUCCUGCGGCACCAAACGAUAAAGCCAUCAUGAAAGCUUUAGAUACAUGGAACGCUGAGGCCUCGGGUUCAGAAGCAAUGGUGUGGGUUCCAACAAAGAGACCAUUGUUAGAGACUUCUCAGCUGUAUGAUGAUCCAUCUAAGUACUUUGACUUUGUUGGCCAAAUCGUAGAUAUUAAGAACUUCGAUGCGUUUACUCUGUUGGUAUUAACAGAUUUUACUGAGAAUCCCUACCCACCCACCUUAACUGUCGAUCAAAAGGUCUUAGAUCCCAAGUAUCUGAUUUAUUGCUCUGUAUGGGACAACCAUCGCAGUGUUUGUGCUGAUUUGGGUAUCAAAGAUUUUGUCUUCCUCCGUAAUUGUGUAAAAAAACUCACGGACACGUUGGAGUUCAACAUCCAUGGAAGCAAUAAUCAAAGUAAGCCGCAGGUUGUUCGCAUCUCACGAGACGAUGAUCUUUUGAAGAAUGUUCUUGCAAGACGAGAAUCGGUGAAGGCUAAUUUGAAGAGAUGUAUAAGAGACCAGUUAAAGGCAUACCCACUUCGAACGGAAUUCAUAACCAAGAAGCGCGGAGGCCUCAAAAGUCUCAAGUAUAUCAAAUCUCGACGUGGUAAUGGGGUUUGUGAGGUAAAGGCCAGUAUCUGUAAGUACAGUCCUCAAGAUGUUAGAGAUUGGAUUCAAGGAUACUGUUUUAGGUGUAACGUGCGAUCGCCCACUGAGACAGGUUCCCGCACACGAGUAAAGAAAAUAAGUUACGCAAAUGAUUUUGCAUGGUUUUUAUUGACUCCUCUUUUAUCUAGGGCACAUAGAUCAGAAGCUCAGUUCAAUAAGCUAAAGAGGAUAGUACAUUUAGCGGCCGAUACAGCAAAUGUCUUUUUUGACUUUUGUGUAGGUACUGUUGAUGGCCAGUCAUGCAUUGUGAACACGAGGUUCAUUCUUGAAGAAGACGAGUAA